Molecule: messenger RNA, 603 nt
Organism: Striga hermonthica
Lineage: Eukaryota; Viridiplantae; Streptophyta; Magnoliopsida; Lamiales; Orobanchaceae
Source: the annotation of a GenBank genome assembly
AUGCGCAGAGCCGACAUCCACGCGGACCAAUCGACUUUUGCGAGCAUAUUGAACGCCUCAGCAAACUUAGCCUUGAUUUCAUUGGGGAAGCAACUGCACGCACAUGUGAUAAUUGCUCGAUUUGAGUCCAACAUUUAUUGCGGGAGUGCCCUCUUGGACAUGUACGCAAAAUGCGGAUCGUUCAAGGACUCGGCCGCGAUUUUUGGAAGCAUGCCUGAGAGGAACGGCAUCUCUUGGAACGCGAUGAUCUCAGCGUAUGCAAAGGAUGGGGAUGCCGAGGCCACUUUUCGCUCGUUCGAGGAGAUGGCGAAUCCGGGCUUCAGGCCCGAUCACAUCAGCUUCCUCUCAGUGUUAACCGCUUGCAGCCAUAACGAACGAGUGGAUGAGGCUCUUAGGUAUUUCGACACGAUGACUCAGACUCAUGGGCUCGUCCCGCGAAAAGAGCACUACGCGUCCCUGGUCGACGUGCUCUGCCGGCGGGGUCGAUUUGCAGAAGCCGAGGACUGGAUGGACCGGAUGCCGUUCGAGCCCGACGUGGUCCUCGGUUUUGAACUCAUGCAGGAUCCACAAGAAUCAGGAGUUUGCAAAAAGGGCGGCCUGUGA